This is a messenger RNA of Coniosporium apollinis CBS 100218, 1473 nucleotides long. RefSeq lists its product as uncharacterized. The transcript is spliced from 8 exons. Gene Ontology annotation, biological process: transmembrane transport. The record is from RefSeq and is a predicted model, not a curated record. Bases 1 to 1473 code for a protein of 490 amino acids. NCBI's taxonomy places the organism in Eukaryota, Fungi, Ascomycota, Dothideomycetes. Gene Ontology annotation, cellular component: membrane. Gene Ontology annotation, molecular function: transmembrane transporter activity.
AUGAAGCAAGCUUCAGUAGAAGCCUCGCACGGCGGUGCAGAGCUGAAGGCGACCACGGGAUGUGUCGAAGAAGUAGACGAGAAGCAGAUGUCGAAAGCAUUAGCAGGCAAAGACUAUGCCGGCGCGGCUGCAAAGACCGACCCUGUUGAGAUCAAGCUUGUCCGAAAACUCGACUUGCGGAUCAUGCCCACUUUAUGCGUCAUGUACUUCCUGAACUAUGUGGACAGGAACGCUAUUGCACAAGCUCGUCUCAACAACCUCGAGGAGGAUCUCAACAUGACCGGAACCCAGUUCAACACUGCCGUCUCGGUCCUCUUCGUAGGUUACGUAUUGAUGCAGGUCCCAAGCAAUAUGAUGAUCACGAAACUCCGACCAAGUCUGUACAUGAGCGCGUGGAUGCUGGUUUGGGCUGCUGUCUCCGCAUGCACUGCUCUCGUCCAAAGCUUUGCUGGUCUGGCGGCUUGCAGAUUCCUCUUGGGAGUGACCGAGGCACCAUUCUACCCAGGUGCUACUUACGUACUGUCGAUUUUCUAUACCCGCAAAGAGGUCGCCGCCCGCAUCGCGCUCUUAUAUUGCGCCCAAAUAUUGGCCACGGGCUUCUCUGGGCUGAUUGCAGCAGGUGUCUUUGCUGGUAUGGACGGGUUGAGAGGUAUUGCAGGCUGGAGAUGGCUCUUCAUUGUUGAAGGUGCAAUAACUGCCCUCGUUGCCAUUGUUGGGUUCUGGAUGCUGCCAGACACUCCCAGCACCACUCGCUGGCUUCUGCCCGAAGAAAGAGAACUUGCACACAGCCGGAUGGAGCGUGACCAGGUUUCAGACACCCAAGGCGAGGCUUCAGCCAUGCGGGGGUUGAAGCAAGCGUGCGCAGAUCCGAGGACAUGGGUUUUCUGCCUCAUGCAGAACUUCCAUCUCUCUGCGUGCUCGUUCAACUCCUUCUUUCCAACGGUGGUAAAGACUUUGGGAUUCAACACGACGAUAACGCUCGUCAUGACAUGCCCGCCAUUCCUCCUCGCGGGGGCCGCUGGAAUAUUGUUCGGCUGGAGCUCCGGAAGAUACCACGAGCGCACAUGGCAUAUCACCGUCGGACUUUCAACCGCUAUCCUCGGCUUUGCUAUUGCCGCGUCGACCUUGAAUACUGCGGGACGCUACGUCGCCUGCUUCAUUUUCCCAGUCGGCGCGUACGCCGUUAAUUCCGUCAUCAUCGGCUGGGCUUCUUCAACGCUGUCCCAGACCAAAGAAAAGAAAGCGGUGGUCCUUGCGAUCACAAAUGUGGGAGGCCAGGUUGGCUACAUCUAUGGAGCGUAUCUCUGGCCAAAGUCCGAUUCGCCACGGUACACAAUCGGCUUUAGUGCAUCUGCUGGCUUCGCGCUAUGUUCCAUACUGUGUGCAUGGUGGAUGCGGGUGCUGCUGAAGAGAGAGAACCGGAAGAUUAUGGCUUCUGCUACGUCGGGGCCGGUAAACUGUUAUGGUUACUAG